UCUGACCCUUUGCGCACGGCGCAGGUGUGAAAGGUCGCCAGCUCAGCAGGCAAGGAAGCAGGAAGUUUGUGUGUCUUCUUCGCCGCGGCUCGACCUAAAUAAAGAAAACCUCAGUCUGAUCCCGCUGGAUCGUCUCUGUCAAGUAGAAAGAGGUCAUUCUUGAGGAGAAAUAGCGCACGGAUUUAGGGAUAGAACAAGUAGGAGGAAAGAACAAGAUGGCACAACCUGCAAAUGCAGAGAUUGAAAGGGCAUUUUACAUCGCUAAGGAGUAUAAACGAUAUGAGGACCCACGAGCUGGUGACAAGAUCCGAGCGAUUUGUCGAGAAAUCAAAAUCAAGCACAACAUUGCAAACAUGGAGUAUCAGGAACGGCCAAACGGUACCCUGUACUUCCUCAUGCGUGGCCGAGCGAACGAUGUGGAAAUAGCCAUCGCACUGCUUCAGCGUCGACUCACCAGGGACAGACGCCAAGCGAGUGCGGACCUCCCCGAGGGCGUCUCGGCGCUGACGGUGGAGAACCUGAGGCGACACGACAGGGAGCUGGUGGAGCGAAGACAGUUCGGAUGUGCGCCGUGCGACAGCACCUGGUGGAAAAAGGUGUUCGAGCACAAACCGGUGUCCAAGUGUAACAGGUGCCAUGUGAAGUACAAUCCCAUUCCUAAGGACCAGGAGUAUGGCAUCGGCAAGUUUACCUGCCAGCACUGUGGUAACACCUUCACAGGCUGGGCACAGUACAACAAGCCUGCAGACUGCCACAACUGCAAGAAUGUACAGGUGUAUCCCACAGAGGGCAGUAUCGGGCCACGGCAGCCUGGUCCCCGUCUGCGUACUCGAAACGUCCACUCCUGCAGCAUGUGUCAGUUUGGGCAGCUGCACCCUUGUCCUGGCUACAGGAAGGUGUUGGUUGCCAGUACGCCCCACAUCAGCACCGGCUCCACAGUCUCCACCUUCCUCACACAGGCCACCGACCUGGAGGCAGAGUACAGAGACGCAACAUAAGGCCGCAAGUCAGCCGCACGAUAGUUUUCAUCUAUGUUAAAUCAAUCAUCUACAGGUGUCCAGAACUGUAGCAUGGCUGUAGUAGAGACAUCUUUCUCCAGGAUCUAUCUAUGUUAUUAGACAGACAAGAUGUGUCAACAAUUACAGUAAAUUUGUUUUCUGUUGUUUGCAAAUGCAGUUUGACAAAACUUUUUUGACAAUCAAACAGGUGUGCGACCUUCAAGAAAUGUUGAGAUCAGACAUGGGUCAACCAGGUCAAGGGUUAUGCAGACUCCCUAGCUCCUCUGACCCUUUACUGACAUCACAUUUUCAGAGGUGUCAGAUAGUUAAGUGGGUUAUAGCACAUGCAUAUUAAGCACUUUGAGGAAGACCAAAGUUUUGGCCAAGAAUUUGUCUUGUUGAGCCAGUUUUCUAAUCUUUGAAUCAAAAGUAUCACUUCAAUCAUAAAUUUAGCCCGUAACUGGAAAUGCAGUACUUUUCUUCUCCUGUUUGCAUGGUACUGUCGGAGAUUAUCUAGAGUUUUAAUAAUCUUUAUAAUCAAGAAAGGAAAAUAGAAAGACUGUCUGAAUGGCGCAGUGUCAACAUUUUUCUUAACAGGAACUGUGGAACUUUCUCUGUUCGGGUAGUGACUUCCUCUUUGGUACUUCCCAAUUGAGAUUUUCUAAAAAAUAGAAUCACAUAAAUUUCAAAGGUUUUAAUUAUCUUAAGAUUGAAAGUGGAAAAACUGUCUAUGGAACAGUGUAAACAUUUUUCUUAGCACAAAAUGCAGUACUUUCUCUGUUUGGGCACUGUUGGAGAUUAUCUAGAAACUAAAGUUUAUAAGUUUAUAGUGCCUAAAGUUUAUAAAGGUUUAUAUCUCAAUCAAGAUCAGAAAAUGGAAAAAAAUGUCUCAAUGGCACAUUGUCAAAAUUUAUCUUGAGUUAAUCGUAAGAAAUUCACAAGGAGAAUGUCCUGGACAUGGUUGGGGGAUGUCUUAGAUGCAGAGGUCAAAAGGUCAAGGGUAUUGCUUAAGUGUCUUGAGACAAUCAAAAACAACCAGGAUUGGCUCCUGAAUACAGACUUAAAGGGACAGGCAAUAAAAUUCAAGUUUUACCUUAAAUUUGAACCACGAAUUGUUUUUUCAUGAUGUAACCAAAGUAAAAGAAGAAGUUAUUCUCAAAUGCAGUGAAUUUAUGAGAUUGUAUGAAAUCCUAUUCAAGGUACAAUUGUACUUAAAUUACUACUUUAUGAAUCUCAAUGGCUGUUUUGCCUUUAUUGAUUUAGAUACAAUAUUUUUAGAAGUUUGACAACAUUUCUUUGUAUCAAAGUAUUUUAUGAUUAAAAGAUUUUAUGAUGUAAAUGAAGCUAGAUAUGAAAUUUAGAUCCACUUUGAAAAUUUUCAUAAUUGUAUUUUUUACAAUGAGAUGAUAGAUACAGACAACUUUUAAGCUACUUUGCCGGACAAGUGUAUAUGUAAUGCUAAGGAAAUUGUGAGGACCAAAUAUGAUGUCACAGAGCUACAUUGACAAGUAGGCUAUGUUAGUGAAAAAUGUUGAGAUUUUACUGUAGUUACCAAACAAAUCUGAAGAUUCUUAGCAUAAAUUCCUGAGUAUUAUUAAAUUAGAAUCAAAAUUGGUAGUAUAUAUAUAUUGGGCCAAAGAAAUGUUCAAUUUUUUUGGUGUGAUGUAUUCUGUGACAUAUUCACUGGAAGUAAUAGAUGUUAAAAAGUCUACAGGGUUGCCUGUUACAUUUGACAUUUUCUGUCAUUUCAGCUUAGGAGUUGUGGCUUAGAUGCACAUUAUUGCAAUAUCUAUAUGCUUAACUAUCCUGUGGUGUAUUGACCAAUAUGCAGUCAAUUUGUUUUAUCUUGUUUGCAAAUGCAGUUUAAAAGUUUUUGACAAUCGAACAGGUGUGUGAAAACCAGGAAGCUUUAAUGUCACAAAGAUCUGCCAUAAUUUGAUGCUGUGAGCCACAUUCUGAAAUGUAUCAUUUGAG
Molecule: messenger RNA, 2972 nt
Organism: Branchiostoma belcheri (Belcher's lancelet)
Lineage: Eukaryota; Metazoa; Chordata; Leptocardii; Amphioxiformes; Branchiostomatidae
Product: repressor of yield of DENV protein-like
Exons: 8
Coding region: 216-998 (260 amino acids)
Biological process (GO): viral translational frameshifting; innate immune response
Molecular function (GO): sequence-specific mRNA binding; ribosome binding
Source: RefSeq, a predicted model, not a curated record